AUGAAGAUUCUUCCGGUUGGAUCACGGUUUUGUCCGACGGAUCUAGGGUUGGUGAGGCUUUAUCUUCGAAACAAGGUGGAGAGAAAUCAGAGCAGUUUCAUAACAACUAUGGACAUCCACCAAGACUACCCUUGGCUUCUUCCUCACGUAAACAAUCCUUUGUUCAAUAACAACGAGUGGUACUACUUUGUUCCGCUUACUGAACGAGGUGGCAAGAUAUUAAGCGUACACCGGAAGGUAGCCGCAAGAGGAGGAAGCGAAGGCGGCACUUGGAGAAGCAACGAUGGGAAAAAAGAGAUCAAGGACGGACACAUGCAAAAGGGUGAUGGGUUACGAGCAAGUGAUGACCUCCAAAAGGUUGUCUUGUGUCGGAUCCGAUACAAGAAAGAGGCGAACGUCAACGAGUUUGGACUCGUUAACCAUCAGGCUCAUCAGACUCAGGAUGCUUUAACCGGUUUUGCUGAUCAGCUUGAGAUGAUGCUAGAGGGACAAGAAGACCGUGAGCAGAAAGAAGAGGCUGAUUUAACCGGUUUUGCUGAUAGCCUUGAGACGAUGCUAGAGGGACAAGAAGAUCAUGAGCAGCCAGAAGAUGCUGAUUUAACCGGUUUUGCUGAUAGCCUUGAGACGAUGCUAGAGGGACAUGAAGAUCGUGAGCAGCCAGAAGAGGCUGAAUUAACCGUUACUCAACAACAACAACAACAACAACAACAACAACAACGUCAAGAAGAUUGUGACGUUACUCAAGAGCAAGAAAAAGAUGAUGUGAUGGUACUGAUAAACAAUCCUAAUGAUGCCCUCGCAUUGGGGAAUUAUGAGAUUAUUGAUCUAACUAGGGUUGAUAAAUGA
Messenger RNA from Arabidopsis thaliana (thale cress), 846 nucleotides. RefSeq names its product NAC domain containing protein 6 (gene NAC006). The record is from RefSeq and is marked reviewed. NCBI's taxonomy places the organism in Eukaryota, Viridiplantae, Streptophyta, Magnoliopsida, Brassicales, Brassicaceae. Gene Ontology annotation, biological process: regulation of DNA-templated transcription. Gene Ontology annotation, cellular component: nucleus. The transcript is spliced from 4 exons. Gene Ontology annotation, molecular function: DNA binding. The coding region runs from base 1 to 846 and encodes 281 amino acids.